This is a messenger RNA of Rotaria sp. Silwood2, 738 nucleotides long. NCBI's taxonomy places the organism in Eukaryota, Metazoa, Rotifera, Eurotatoria, Philodinida, Philodinidae. The record is from the annotation of a GenBank genome assembly.
AUGUCAGUUUCUACCCUAACUAACGUACGACUCAAUAUAGGUCGUUAUGAAAUAGCUUCCUGUAUUGAUCGAUGGGCUUUGACUUCUUCAAAUGCUAGAAUUCGAUCAUUUUGUCAACCAAAAAUUGCUCAUAAUAUUAUCAUUUUUCUUAUGCUUAUUUGGCCAAUUAUUCCAAUAUUCCUAGCUACCCUCUCAAAUAUUUAUUCUGGUCGUUGUAGUCAACCUUCAUAUUAUGCUUUUCCAAUUUCAAUGUAUUCAUUUAUUUUUGUGGGAUCUCUUCCACCAUUAUUAAUGUUAUUAUUUGGUUUAUUAACGUGGCGUAGCUUAAAAGAAGUUCGGUCACGAAUUGCACCUGAAAAUGAUUCUACUCAAUAUCGUUUACAAAGACGUGAUCGUGACUUGAUGAAAAUGGUAGUUGGUGACAUACUUGUCUAUUUAAUAACUACAAUGCCUUAUCCUGUUAAUUCACUGUAUGGUAUUAUCACUGCAUCUAUUGCACAACAAAAGAGUGAAAUGCGUUUGGCUAUUGAAACACUUAUUUCAUAUAUAAUUAGUCAAAUAUUGAUUUAUAUAUAUUAUGUUACUCCAUUUUUUGGUAGAGUUUGCUUGUCAAUUUUGAAUUUAAGUUUUAUUUAUCAUGAUCCAUGUUGUUUUGUUUUUAUUUUAGUAUAUUCAAUUAGCUCAAAGAAAUUUCGAGGUGAUUUUAUUCGCUUAAUUCGUUGUCAAUCAAUGCUCUAA